GCAGAGCUCUCCAAAAUGAGGGUGAAGAAAUAGUCCAAAGAAGGUGGGAGGAACUGAAAUUCAGGCAGCAAAAGAGUUGGUGUGUGUGCUUGGUCCUUACAUUGCAGACUCCCUCCACGAAUCACAGGCUCUGUGUUCUUCCAGAUCCAGCCAAGAAUAUACUCGAUUGUUGUGGAAAAUAAGAUCACAGACAAACGUCUUAUGUUCCUUUCCAGCCCCAACUGACCUUGAGGAUGGCAUCUGUUCUCAGUGCAGUGGCUCACUUUUUGAUCCUAACUUGGUGUCUAAAAGUACAGGUGUCUGACCAGGUUGACCUAGACAUGGCUGACGAUGCAUUUGAUGAUCAAUAUAUCGGCUGUACUGAAGAAAUGGAGGAAAUGGCACCCCAGCUGUUAAAAGAAGAACUGGAGGCAAAUAAAGAAUUUUCAGUCGAAUGGAAAUGGGCAUCAGAGACAUGGAACUACAUAAAGAACACAAAUAAUGUUUCAAAGAAACUCAAUGAUUUUCAUGGAACAGCUCUAGUAGCCUCUUCUAGUGGGGACAUUGUAAAAUUUAAUAGAGCCAUAAGAGAAUUUCGCAGCAAUUCAGACAAUUUUCAGUUCAAAGCCUUGCAUUAUUAUUUGACAAGAGCUCUUCAACUUCUUAAUCAAGGAGAUUGUUAUACUGUAUAUAAACGCUCUAUCCCCAGGUUUCAUUACAAUGGGACUGGAAAUGUUCGUUUGGGGGGAUUUAUCGAUUCAACUUUGUCUAAGAGAAGAGGUACAAGUCCUUUUAUUUUGAAAAAAUGGCAGUGGAAUGUGUUUAAAAUCACCACUUGCUUGGGUGUUCCUAUUAAAGAAUAUUCUUACUAUCCACAUAUAGUGGAAGUAAUGAUUCCAGGGUAUGAAGUAUAUCAGAAAGUCAACGUCACCGAAAAGGAAAAAUACUUUGAAAUUACACUUGAGAAUCCCAAAAAUGAUAAGAGCAAUUUCAACUGCUUCUAUAAUAGCUUGAAAAGUAAUAGGAGUGUGGACUACUUCUAUGAAGUCUCUUCAGGAAUGAGAGAAAGCCCUGUAUUCCUUCUGCUGCUGCCUGGCCUCCUCGUCCUGCUGCGCCUCCCUACUGAGCUGUAACCCUCCCCUGCAUGAUGCCUCGUUCUGCGUGGGGUUUGUGAAGAGGGGUGUGGGAGGGAGGCAAAGCGGCAGGGGGCUGACUGGCUUGCCAGCAUCAGCAGUACAGUUGGAGCUUCACAUCCACAGAUUCAGCCAACCACGGUUUGAAAAUACUGGGAAAAAAAUUUCAGAAAAUUCCAAAAAGCAAAGCUUGAGUCUACCACGCACCCAGCGAUUAUUUGCAUAGAAUUUACAUGGUAUUUAUGACUAUUUACAUAGCAUUUACAUUGUAUUAGGUAUUAUGAGGAAUCUGGAGAUGAUUUAAUGUAUACGGGAGGAUGUGUAUAGGUUAAAUGCAAAUACUAUGCCAUUUUAUAUAAGGGACUUGAGCAUCCUUGGAUUUCAGUAUUUGCAGGGAGUCCUGGACAAUUUCCCUGCAAAUACUGAGGGAUGACUGUAUUAGGAAGGGUAGGACACAGGAUUAUUUUUGUGGCGCAUAUUAGUGCUCAUGUCCCCAAGACAUCUGAGGGAUCUGCUGGAUCUGACUGCAAAAGUGUGUACUCCGUCUUCAAAUUUACUACCUGAGAUAAGUCUCUAGUCUCUUGACACUUUGCUAUGAUUAAAAAGCAAUGUUUUUAUGCACUGUCA
Messenger RNA from Balaenoptera acutorostrata (minke whale), 1739 nucleotides. RefSeq names its product T-cell ecto-ADP-ribosyltransferase 1-like. The record is from RefSeq and is a predicted model, not a curated record. The transcript is spliced from 4 exons. Gene Ontology annotation, molecular function: NAD+-protein-arginine ADP-ribosyltransferase activity; NAD+ poly-ADP-ribosyltransferase activity. NCBI's taxonomy places the organism in Eukaryota, Metazoa, Chordata, Mammalia, Artiodactyla, Balaenopteridae. The coding region runs from base 234 to 1112 and encodes 292 amino acids.